Messenger RNA from Danio aesculapii, 1658 nucleotides. RefSeq names its product TRAF interacting protein with forkhead associated domain (gene tifa). Gene Ontology annotation, molecular function: protein binding. Bases 159 to 740 code for a protein of 193 amino acids. The record is from RefSeq and is a predicted model, not a curated record. Gene Ontology annotation, biological process: canonical NF-kappaB signal transduction. The transcript has 2 exons. Lineage: Eukaryota; Metazoa; Chordata; Actinopteri; Cypriniformes; Danionidae.
UCAGUGCUUCUGAUGCAACCCCCUUUGUUGUUUUCUGCAGUUCUUACUCACAGUCCGUUCGGAGCAGCAGUCCGUUAGUCGAUAAUCUUUGCAACCAGUUUCUGAAGGUCUAAAUAUCAAGUUCUCAGAAGUUCUUUUGCCUCCAUUUGUCUUCCACAAUGAGUGACAUUAGCAAACUUGAGACUCAAGAACUGCUUACUUGUCUUCACGUACAACUUUUCCACCCAAAUCAAGCCAACCGUCCACUCUUCCACAACCUGCCCUUGAACGAACCAUACGAAAUGGACGCUGAAGAUCCACUCAGGCUUGGCCGUGAUGGAGAAACCUGCCCAUUUGUGCUAAAUGACACCACUGUCUCCAGAAAACAGCUCUCGGUACAGGCGUAUAGAAAACCCAACAGCCCGUUCUUAAGCUUCACCAUCCAGAACUUGAGUCAGAAGGUCAAUCUGAUGGUCGGCGGCUCUGAACUGAAACACCUUGAAAGAGCAGAGCUUAAUGACAAGGUGCUCCUCCGUUUCGGACGAUACGAGCUGCUGAUCUGGCAGGAGCCUGGAGAUUCCAAGAAUAAAUUCGAAAUUCUGUUUGAAACAUGCAAUACUUCCCCUUCACAGGAAAUGGGUAUCGGUGUGCCAUGCAGGCAGCCUGUGAUGGAUUCUGGCUUACCUUGGAGAAACAUUGAGAAUGAAGGACCUACAAGCCAAGAGCCUCUGGAGUCUGAUGAGACUAUUUUCGUGGUAUAGAUACCGUUCUUUUUCAAAGAUUAUCAUAAUGUGUUUUAAAAGAAAAUACCGUCUCUGAAUUCUGAAGACUUUGAAUUUCACGAUUUCAAGUUUAAUGUUACCAGCCAUUUCCAUGCAGUUAUUUGUGGCAUUACUAUGAGUUACACUCCAAUUUAAUUUUGAGUGUAUUUUGAAGCUUACUCUGCCCGGCAGCAGAGGUCGGCCACACUAUAAAUUGUAUAUUAUUACAAUUAUUAUUAUCGUUGAAGCUAUUACCGUAUAAUUAAAUAGUCAUAGGUAGGGCCAGACGGAAUCUGCGGAUGUUUUUUGCUAUUUCUGCAAAUAAUUUUGCUAAAAAUCUGCGGAUUUCAGCUGAAUUAUUUUGGGAGUGUCAUAACUAAAACCUUAAUAUAUGAAAUAAAAAUAACACCUUUUUAACUUUAAUUUAAUGUUUAAAAUGCAAAUCCAAUUAGAUUCACUUUAUUUGGUAAACAAAGCAAGUCACUCAUAUAAUAUAUCUACUAAAAGACAGAAAAUAUUACUGUACAAACUGCAUUGUAAAUAAAUCAGAUGAACAUUUUCAUAUUAGUCAAUAAUAUUACUGUAAUUCAUUUUAAAACAGAUUAAAUAUAACUGUACACACAUUUACUCAAGUAAAUAAACAGAAUUAAUGAUGGGCUAGAAAUCUGCAGAAUUCUGCGCGCGCAGAUUCCGUGUGGGCCUAGUCAUAGGAUACUAAAAUGCUGCUUCAGCUUGUGUUGUAAGACAUAUUACAAAGAUUGUUAUCAUUUCCACUGGAAUGCAGUGUUUUUGUCUUUACUGUGUCAUUGUUUUCCUUCAUUUGCAGAUAUUUUAAGUUCUACUUUAUUUUAUUGUGAAUUUGUCAUACAUUUGCUCACAAGCAUUGUGUUUUCUCUCCAUUAUUGUUCAAUGCAUCUG